Messenger RNA from Chrysochloris asiatica (Cape golden mole), 2586 nucleotides. RefSeq names its product coiled-coil alpha-helical rod protein 1 (gene CCHCR1). Gene Ontology annotation, biological process: protein export from nucleus; cell differentiation. Gene Ontology annotation, cellular component: centriole. NCBI's taxonomy places the organism in Eukaryota, Metazoa, Chordata, Mammalia, Afrosoricida, Chrysochloridae. The coding region runs from base 1 to 2586 and encodes 861 amino acids. The record is from RefSeq and is a predicted model, not a curated record. The transcript has 19 exons.
AUGUGGCCACGUUCAUCUGGGGCCAGGCCUUUGUCUGGCACUUUUAUAAGGAAGGAACCAGGAGCCAUGGCUUGGUGGUGUCUGGAUGGUCUUUCUCAAGGCCUUGCUGAGCCGUGGAGAGAGCUCUGGAGAUUGCGCUCUCAGCCCAUGGACUCCAUACUUUCGAUGCGCAGGACCACAAGAGACUAUAGAAGCUUACGGAAGACGGGGAGCAUGGAUGGCUGGAGACAGAAUCUAGAACCUUCAAAUAAUGUGGAGAUGUUGCAACCUCCAGCCCAUCAAGAUGUUUCAGAGAGGCGGCUAGACAACUUGAGACCUCAAGUGGCCAUGUGGGAACGGGAUGCUUCUGGUGAUGGGCAGGAGCCGGGGCGGAGAGAAAGAGCAUGGUCUAUAGAGGGGUCUCAGGCCCUGACUCAGCAGGCUGAGCUGAUCUCUCGGCAGCUGCAAGAGCUGCGGCAGUUCGAGGAGGAGGUCCGGCUCCUGAGAGAGACCUCACUACAACAGAAGAUAAGGCUUGAGUCCCAAGCCAUGGAGCUGGAGGCCCUAGCACGGGCUGAGAAAGCUGGCAGAACUGAGGCUGAGGGUCUGAGAGCUGCCUUGGCUGGGGCUGAGGUCAUCCGGAAGAACCUGGAAGAAGGGAGCCAACGGGAGCUGGAGGAAGUUCAGAGGCUGCACCAAGAGCAGCUCUCUUGCUUAACAGCGGCUCACCAGGAGGCUCUUUCCAGUUUGACCAACAAGGCUGAGGGCUUGGAGAUGUCUUUGAAUAACCUGGAAGCCAGGCGUGCAGAGGAAGCCAAAGAGCUGGCCAUGUCCCAGAGGGAGACUGAGCUGCUACAGAAGCAGCUGAGCAAGACCAAAGAAGACUUGGAGGCUCAGGUGACCCUGGUUGAGAAUCUAAGGACAUAUGUAGGAGAUCAAGUCCCUUCAGAGGUUCGUAGCCAGGCUUGGGAACUGGAGCGUCAGGAGCUUCUAGAAACUGUGCAGCGCCUGCAGGAGGACCGGGACACCCUGCGCUCCACCUCCGAGCUGCUGCAGGUGCGGGUGCAGAGCCUCACCUAUAUCCUCAGCCUGCAGGAAGAGGAGAUGGCCAACAAGAUUCAACCCUCAGAGUCCCUGGAGCCUGAGCUCACCAAGAAGUUCCAGUCGUUGCUGACCUGUUGGCGGGAGAAAGUGUUUUCCCUCAUGGUGCAGCUGAAGACCCAAGAGCUGGGCCACAGAGAGUACACAGAACAGCUGAAGGGACAGGUGGCUGAGCUUGAGGAGAAAGUUGCUGCGCAGAGCCACCAGCAGGUCAUCCUGCAGCGCUCCCUGCAGGACAAGGCUGCAGAGGUGGAGGUGGAGCGGGUCAACGCUAAGACCCUGCAGGGGGAGCUGAGCCGAGCUCUGGAAGCCCGGCGCAGGCAGCAGCAGCAGAUGGCAACAGAAGAGGAGCAUCUGAAACUGGUGGCCAGUUCUGUGUGCAGCUCGCAGAUCUGGCUCCAGAACACCAUGGCCAAGGUGGAGCAGGCUGUCGCUCGGCUUCCCAGCCUCAGCAACCGACUCAACUAUGCUGCCCGCAAGGUCCACACCAUUCAGGGUCUGGUGGCUCGGAAAGUGGCCCUUGCUCAGCUGCGUCAGGAGAGCUGCCCCCCACCCCCACGCCCACCCCCAGUGGCCACAGAUGUAAGCCUUGAGUUACAGCAGCUUCGAGAAGAGCGAAAUCGUCUGGAUGCAGAGCUGCAGCUAAGCGCCCACCUCAUCCAGCAGGAGGUGGGCCGGGCCCGGGAGCAAGGGGAGGCAGAGCGGAAGCAGCUCAGUGAGGUGACCCAGCAGCUGGAGCAGGAGCUACAGCGAGCCCAGGAAUCCCUGGCCAGUGUGGGGCUGCAGCUGGAAGUGGCUCGCCAGGGCCAGCAGGAGAGCACGGAGGAGGCCGCCAGCCUACGGCGAGAGCUCACACAGCAGCAGGAGGUCUAUGGGCAAGCUCUGCAAGAGAAGGUGGCUGAGGUGGAAACUCGGCUGCGGGAACAGCUGUCGGAAACAGAGAGGAGACUGAAUGAAGCUCGGAGAGAGCAUGCCAAGGCUGUGGUCUCCCUGCGUCAGAUCCAACGCAAAGCUGCCCGGGAAAAGGAGCGGAACCAGCAGCUCAGGCAGCUGCAGGAGGAGGCCCGCAAGGAGGAGGCGUUGCGGCUGAUGAGGCGCCUACAGGAGCUGGAGAGGGACAAGAACCUCAUGCUGGACACCUUGAGGCAGGAGGGUCUGCUCUCCCGUCACAAGCAGCAGCGGCUCUUGGCAGUUCUUCCUUCCUUACUGGAGGAGGGGAAAUCUGUGGAGUCCAGCCCCAAGCCUCCAGGAUCCUCAGCACCUCCUGUUCCCCCAGCAUCUUCAUCUGCAGCAGUGGUACCCUCCUCCAGGGACCCCAUAAAAAGGUCCCUUUCCACUCUGCUCGAUGACCUGCAGGGCUUGACUGAGGCCAUUGCCAAAGAGGAAGACCUCUGUCAAGGAGACAACCGGAACUCUUCCUCCAGUUCACUGCUGAAAGGGAGGAUUGGGGAGGAUCCUGGAGGAUCCGGAGAAGUGGGGCAGGCAGCAACCACCCGAUAUCUGUGA